Messenger RNA from Spirodela intermedia, 349 nucleotides. The record is from the annotation of a GenBank genome assembly. Lineage: Eukaryota; Viridiplantae; Streptophyta; Magnoliopsida; Alismatales; Araceae.
AUGCUGUUCAAAUGUCAAAAAAGGAGCACGUGGAAACAUUGCGACAUUCUGAAUCACGGGAGCUUGAAAAAAUGUAUAUAUGUCAUGCUGUUGAAAGGAAAGGGGGAUUACACUCGCCAAGGAAGAGCAGGCAUAAUGGGAUGGCCGAGCUGGUGCCUGUCAAAAUGUCGAGGCCUGAGCCAUAUCAGUUUGUAGGUUCUUCUGGGUCCUCCCAGCCUGGAAAGGCGUGUAAUUCAUCCAUGAUGGAGGAUCACAUGGAAGAAGUUGAUUUAUCACACAGUGGUGCCGCUAGUUCUUUUGUGACGGAGGAAGCAACUGAAGUUAAUGGCAUAGGCCCAGAGUGUUUUGA